Messenger RNA from Lactuca virosa, 2431 nucleotides. Lineage: Eukaryota; Viridiplantae; Streptophyta; Magnoliopsida; Asterales; Asteraceae. The record is from the annotation of a GenBank genome assembly.
CCAUUAUAAAAAUCUCGAAAUCAAUUCGAAAAUUUUCCCAGAUUAACUUACGUAAUCUAAAUAUUGUUCUUCCCAAAUUACAAAAUCCAAGACACACGCUCUUUCUCUCACUCUACAUUCUCUUUCUUUCUCUUUCUAGAUUAGAACACCCAGUUUACUUUCCAAGAUAUUGGAACUCCCCAGUUUGAUUAAAGAUUUGCAAUAAGAAACCACUGAUUUUGAGGUUUUUCAAUUACACACAAUCACAAACAUUCAUUUCUACUGUUUGAAAAAGGAGAGAGUAGGUUUUCUGUGUGGAAUGUAAUAUGAAAUUGUGGAGAAUACAAGAACAGUAUAUUAUAUUAUUCGAUUUUAAUAAAUGGGGGUAGCAAAAGCUUGGAGAUACACCGGAGGAGUUUUGGUGUUGGCUAAAAACCAUCAUCAUAAUCAUAAUCAUAAAAGCAACAAUCUGAAGCAGAAAAAUCAGCAGCAUUUGUUGUCUCGGCAUCAUCAUUGUUUGCUAUGGCAGCCGCUGGACACGGAGGCGGCGGUCGGUGGACAGAGGAGGCGGAUCUCGUGGACGGUGGUUUGUGGGGUGUUGUUGUUUGUUUUGGGGUUGAUAUCGUUUUUUACAGGUCAUGUAGCUUCUGAUCUUGAGUGGUAUUCACAUCGACUUGUUAAGCGCCGAUUGUGGAAGCACAAAGUGGUGCGGUUUAGCCCUGGACCCGUUGACAUAUGGAAAUCCAAGUUCUCAAAAUUCUAUUAUGGAUGCAGUGAAAGAAGCCCUUAUUAUGCACCUCCUGCUCGACAAAUGCUUUCAAAUGGUUAUUUACUAAUUGCUGCAAGUGGUGGAUUGAACCAACAAAGAACAGGGAUUACCGAUGCGGUAGUUGUUGCACGUAUUCUAAAUGCUACUUUAGUAAUUCCCGAGUUGGAUCAUCAUUCUUAUUGGAAAGAUGAUAGUGAUUUCGCCAAUAUAUUUGAUGUGGAUUGGUUUAUAUCUUUUCUUGCGAAUGAUGUUCCUGUUGUUACGCGGGUCCCGGAUAAAUAUAUGAGAUCACUUGAAAAACCACCGUACACAAUGCGGGUCCCACGGAAAUCAGAACCUCGAUUUUACCUUGAUGAAGUUUUGCCCAUACUCUUGAGGAGACGAGUUCUUCAAUUAACAAAGUUUGAUUAUAGGCUUUCUAGUGAUCUAGAUGAAGAGCUACAACGGUUGCGUUGUAGGGUGAAUUAUCAUGCUUUACGUUUUACAAAACCAAUACAAAAUCUUGGUCAAAAGAUUGUUAUGGAAAUGAGGAAAAUGGCUACUCGAUUCAUUGCAAUUCACUUGAGGUUUGAGCCCGAUAUGCUUGCAUUUUCGGGUUGCUACUAUGGUGGUGGUGAUAAAGAAAGAUUUGAGCUCGGUGAAAUUAGGAAAAGAUGGGUAACAUUACCCGAAACAAGUCCUGAUGGAGAGAGAAAGCGAGGGAAAUGCCCUCUAACGCCUCAUGAAGUAGGUUUAAUGCUACGGGCACUUGGUUUUGAGAAUAAUACGUAUCUUUAUGUUGCAUCGGGUGAAAUAUAUGGUGGAGAUGAGACUUUGAAGCCUCUUAGGGAACUAUUUCCAAAUUUUUACACAAAGGAGAUGCUUGCUAGUGAAGAGCUUCAACCUUUUCUUCCAUAUUCUUCUCAACUUGCUGCCAUUGAUUACAUUGUUUGUGAUGAGAGUGAUGUUUUUGUCACCAACAACAAUGGGAACAUGGCCAAAAUUCUUGCGGGACGAAGGAGGUACAUGGGGCACAAGAGAACCAUUCGACCAAAUGCAAAAAAGCUCAAUGCUUUAUUUUUCAAACGCGAGAAAAUACCAUGGGAAACAUUUGCUAAAAAGGUGAAAGCGGCCCAACAAGGAUUCUUGGGUGAACCAGAUGAGAUGAAAACGGGUCGUGGUGAAUUCCAUGAAUACCCUUCUACUUGUAUUUGCAAGAAGCCCUUCAAGUUUUCUGACCUUGAUAGCAACUACAAUGCAAACCAAACCCUCACAAAAUCAUCCUUCAACCCCGAAGCAGAAACCGAAUAUGGACGCAAUGAAGAAGAUCAAGGUGUGCAAAGUAUAGUAGAUGGAGGAGGUGUGGUGGAAGAGAAAGGUGGUGUUAACUUUUUGUCUGACUAAUGGCAACAAGAAACUUUGAUAGUUUUGUUUUUGGAUAUAUGUCUUGGGCUAAGUUGGCUCAGUGUUGUAUUUAUAUAUUUUCUGAAUGCCUAUUUUACCCUUGUGGUGUCAUGUUAGGGUUUUGAGUUUGAGUUUUAGAAGUGGCAUUUGGGUAUGAAAUGAAUCUGUGUAUAGACAAGUGUCGACUUCUUGUGAUAGUUUUUUUUUAUGGUAGGAGUAGCAAAUGGGUGUUAGUUUACAAGAUACUUGAACAUUCGGUUAAUUGGUUAAGUUUAGUUUGGUUUUGAAGAAUUAGGGUUC